Histoplasma capsulatum G186AR is the source of this 1399-nucleotide messenger RNA. Its product is annotated as 3' exoribonuclease. Gene Ontology annotation, biological process: U4 snRNA 3'-end processing; poly(A)-dependent snoRNA 3'-end processing; rRNA catabolic process. The record is from RefSeq and is a predicted model, not a curated record. The transcript is spliced from 2 exons. The coding region runs from base 41 to 1093 and encodes 350 amino acids. Lineage: Eukaryota; Fungi; Ascomycota; Eurotiomycetes; Onygenales; Ajellomycetaceae. Gene Ontology annotation, cellular component: nucleolus; cytoplasmic exosome (RNase complex); nuclear exosome (RNase complex).
UGCUCCUCUGACACCGUUCCAGCCACUCGAGGAAUGGAUAAUGGCUGAUAAGAGACGGUUAAACGGUCCUCCUGCGGGCACACGACCACCAGUGUUUGCAUCAUCAUUGCUUUCCUCCGACGGCCAACAUUGCGUCGCUCUUGAGCGCCCCGUACGCACUAGAAAGCAGCAUGAGCUGAGAAGAAUAUUUUUGAAGACGGGUCUUAUCCCAUCCGCUUCUGGCUCCGCGUAUCUCGAAUUCCAGCCCUCCUCCUUCAUCCCCCGGUCGAAACUAAAAACUCUCAUUCCUCCUUCCUCAUCUCUAAAACUCAUAUGUUCCAUCCAUGGCCCAAAACCUCUUCCCCGCUCAGCGCCAUUCUCACCUAACCUGCUCCUUUCCACACAUGUGAAAUUCGCGCCAUUCGCAUCCAGACGGAGGAGGGGACAUAUCCGGGAUGUCAAUGAAAGAGAUCUUGGCGUGCACCUCGAAACUGCUUUGAGAGGGGCUAUAAUAGCGGAAAGAUGGCCUAAAAGCGGGCUUGACAUCACCGUGACUGUGCUAGAGGGGGAAGACGAUUGUUGGUGGGGCGAUGUUCUGUCUGCCGGUCCACUGGGCGGUGUAGAUGGUUGGGGCUUGAUGAACGUUCUUGCGGGUUGCAUCACCGUCGCCUCAGCAGCCAUUGCUGACGCUCGGAUAGAUUGCAUGGAUCUUAUCACUGGGGGUGUUGCUGCUUUUGUGGAGAGUCCGAAUGUUGAAACUUCAGGGCGAACAAAAGACUCGUCCCAGAGGGGACAUGGCUACUCAUUAGUAUUGGAUCCAGAUCCAUCCGAACACCUCGGGAUUGUAUCCGCCUGUGUCGUAGGCUAUAUGCCAUCCCGUGACGAGAUUACCGAACUGUGGCUCAAGGGCGACACCUCUAACAUAUCAGCUGGGUCGCAGAAUGCAGCUGCCCGACAUGAAGCUCUGAUAGAUGGAGCUGUUGACGCAGCGCGAGGAGCACAGGCGGUUCUUGCGGAAGCUGUUAGAGAGUCAGCAGAGCGUUUUGCUAUACAUGCAGGCAAGAAGUUGGCAUUGUCUGGUUCAGGUACAGAAGAUAUUGAAAUGAAACAAUAGAAAGGAGUUGUAAUGAUGUGACGACCAGUUGAAACAUGUCCAAUGGGAUGGACCGGCUUUUUCUUCAUGCAUUUGCUACAAUAUACAUUUGCAAUUGGUUAUAUCUAUUUCUCUUAUUUUAAAUUUCUACAUGUGAUCAUUUGUCCAUCUUAAUAUCAGAGUAACAAAUUCGGAUAUAUACAGAUAUUCAGGUGAACUGCAGCUCAUGUUGAAAAGAACAUUUCCUUAAAGUAUUACCCUGCUCUCCUUGUUAUUCUAAGAUCAAUUGAUACUUUGCAAUAACUAUCUGGCAAUAUUUCUGUUCUU